CUCCGCUUAUAUUCUUUACCCCGUUCUUUCGUUCUUUUUCGCCCACCGGCGGUUUUCUCAACAUCGUCUGCUUCUCGUCUUCGAUCUCUUACCUCUAGAAGGCCAGAUCCGGACACCUCCAGGUCGGCCGGUGCAUGUUAUUCCAGCGGUGGAGGGGUCACUAGAUCCCAUGGCGGCGGCGGCGGGUGCGCGCGAGAAGUCCCCGUCCUCCAACCCGCUCGACAACUUCUCCUUCCCGAUCUUGAAGAGAUGGGGAAACCAGCGGAUGCUCCGCUGCGCCAACGUCAACCGCAAGGGUGAGAUUAUCGGAGGCGAUCGGGGGCCUUCGCUUCCGGCUGCGGCCAGCGAACGAAGAGCUCUUCCAGCCGGAGCGCGGAUCCGGGUGCCGGAGGAGGAGUCGGAGGGCGGCGACGACGGAGGGCUGGAGGAGCUGAGGGCGAAACUGAUGGGCCAUCUCCGCGAGGCGGCGGACUGGAUAAAGAUCGGGGUGACGCGGCCUCUCUUGGGAGGAAAGGCGGAGGGGGACGUGCUCGUACAGGCGCCAGCUAGGGCGAUGGAGGCGGGGUUGGCACCGGAACUGGAACCCUCGUCGUCUGCGGCGGAGGCAGCGAGACCGUGGAAUCUAAGGACGAGGAGGGCCGCAUGCAAGGACUCAAUCGGGACCGGAGGGCGGCAACCAGGGUGUAGCCCUGCUCCGCCGGCGGCAGCGGCGGAGAGAAGUGGUCGGGAGAGGAUGGUCCGGCUGAGAUCGGAGAGCGCGGGGAAGAGGGAGCGGCCCAAGUUCUCGGUCGCGCUCACGCCGGAGGAGAUCGAGGAGGACAUCUACGCGGUGACGGGAUCCAGGCCUCGCCGGCGGCCCAAGAAGAGGCCUAGGAUCGUACAGAAGCAGUUGGAUUCGCUCUUCCCGGGACUGUGGCUAUCUGAGAUCACCGCCGACAUGUACAAGGUUCCUGAUGAUUAGCCCCAAGGACGGUGGCGCGGUUAUGUACACCUCCGGUUAGGAAACCCCCUCCCCCGCCCACUUCAUCCUCUCAAAUGCGGUCAUGUUAUGUUCACCUCCGGUUAGCAAAUAACAAACCCCCUCCUCUCCCAGUCCUCUCUCAACGUGGAAACUGUGGAUUAUAUCUAGCCUACGCUAGUUCUUUACUUCUUUCUCUCUCUUGGGUUCAUUGUGAUGGAUGUAUUUGAUUUGGUACGUUGGUGUUAGCUCAGAGACUGAACAAUAUCUAUAUAGUGUGAUGUUCCUUCAUAUUGCGUUUGAAUUAAACAAUAUUACGUGAGUUUGGAUGUGGAAUUA
Molecule: messenger RNA, 1297 nt
Organism: Elaeis guineensis (African oil palm)
Lineage: Eukaryota; Viridiplantae; Streptophyta; Magnoliopsida; Arecales; Arecaceae
Source: RefSeq, a predicted model, not a curated record